CGACGACGACGACGACGACGACGAAGAAGAAGAAAAAAAACGUGAUGACGGAAGUUGUUUUGAUUGCGGAAGUGUGUUUUAGGAGGACUCUAAUUUGACCGUAUUUUGAUCUAGCUGCAUGUAGGCCUCUGGGAGCUUCAGUUUACAGCUCGAUUAGUGUUCCAGCUUGAGCUGUCAUGAUGGCGGACCACACUGACGUCAGCCUGCAGCCGGAGGAACGAGUCCGGGCUCUGACCAAGAAGGGAAGCUCAGUGGAAGUAAAUGACGAUGUUCCCCCGCGCCGCUACUUCCGCUCUGGCAUGGAGAUGAUCCGCAUGGCUCACAUCUACACAGAGGAGGGCAACAUCGAGCACGCCUUCGUCCUUUACAAUAAAUAUAUCACGCUCUUUAUAGAAAAACUUCCCAAACAUCGGGAUUACAAGACCGCUAACAUUCCUGAGAAGAAGGACACACUAAAGAAACUGAAGGAUGUUGCAUUUCCGCAAGCAGAGAUUCUGAAAAAAGCUCUUUUGAGGAGAUUUGAUCAAGACUAUGCACAGUAUCUUGUCAAAAAGAAAGCGGAGGAGGAGGCCUUGGCGCGGGAGCAGUCCAAGCAGCGAGCGCUGGACGCGGAGCGGGAGCGUGUGGCUGAGAUGCAUCGCCGGCAGCAGGAGCAGGAACAGUUCAGUGCCUUCGAGGAGAUGAUCCGCCGCCAGGAGCUGGAGAAGGAACGCCAGCGCGUGCUCCUGGAGUUUGCCCCGCCCGCCACGCCUUCCCCUGACACGCCCCUCCUUCCAGGCAUCAAGGGCCCCUCGCUGGUCCCCCCCACCGCCCCAAAGAGCCCAGGGGACCUGUCCGGCAGCACCAACCACCAAUACAAUUGCCCUCCUGCAACCAUGGGCACACCUGCAACCAUCGGCGCACCUGCAACCAUCGGCGCACCUGUAACCAUCGGCGCACCUGUAACCAUCGGCGCACCUGCCACCAGCCUACCCACCUUCGACAGGUCGCUCAAGCCCGGAUCUGUCGUCAGCCCAGGGAACAACAAUACAAUGGUGGAUGCCCUUCGGCAGUUGGCUGUUCCCGCUGAGCUGUGCCGGAGCUUUCUGAGGUUGGCUGAGGCCAACACAAGCCGAGCUGUAGAAACUUGUGGCAUCCUGUGUGGCAAACUGACCAGAAAUGCUUUUACUGUGACCCACGUCAUUGUACCAAAGCAGUGUGGUGGACCGGACUAUUGUGACACAGAAAAUGAGGAGGAACUCUUCCUCAUUCAGGACCAGUACGAUCUCAUCACCCUGGGCUGGAUACAUACUCACCCUACACAGACGGCCUUCCUGUCCAGCGUCGACCUCCACACACACUGCUCCUACCAGAUGAUGAUGCCAGAGGCCAUCGCUAUCGUCUGCUCGCCUAAGUUUAACGAAAUCGGCUACUUCAGGUUGACGGAUCGAGGAACAAAUGAGAUCUCCACAUGCAAACAGAAAGGCUUUCACCCUCACAGCAAGGACCCCCCUCUAUUUACAUGGUGUCUAUCCAGGUCCAGGUUUUGAGAUAUCUGUUUUGAGGUAGUGCAGUACAAUGAAGCACGCGGGACAUGUCACCAUCACCGAUGACACUGUCUCCAUGAUGGAUUUGCGGUGAUUUUUUUUUUUUUUUUUUUUUUUUUUUUUCACCAGUACACUCAUAGACUGUUUUAUCAAACUUCAGACAUUUCAGUGGAGAAAACACUCACUUAUUUUUCAGGACGGUACUGAGCAAAUGCAGGCCACGAGUUUACCAUUUAUAUGGACUUCAAUUGUUCUCAAAGGGAACAACAUUGUGAACUUGUUUUUUGCUCUUUAAGAAAAAUUCCACAUAUUAUUGCACUUUCCAAGCAAACAACUAUCUGCUUAAUGGACUGGCAAACCUCUGGCUCUUCAACCCCUCUGUUUUUGUCAGCAUGUGCUCUACUUCCUUACUUUUGUUUUUGCCAUUAAUAAAAAUGUAUGUUUGUCAGUGACAGAUAAGUGUCUUAUAACCCAACCUUUGUUUCUUUCAUUGUCAUUGAAGUUUGGUUCUGGCUGACAGAUAAAGUGCCAAGGACGAGAACAUUCACUUGUUGUUGAGUUGUUCAUUGUGCAACAUGAAGUUCAGUGUGAAGCCUUAGGUUUGUGAUCACGUCUUUGUUCUUUUGUCUUUCCUUCAUAAGCUGUUGAAGGGCUAUGACUGAUGACAGAAAGGAAAGCCAGUUGCAACUCAGGUAUGCAGGCAGUGUUGCUGUUGCUGCUCUGUAUUAUAUUUUUCUAUACAAACACCAUCACUCCACAGUAUCCUUUAAAUAACAGAAAUACUUUAUAAAGGGUUUUGUUUGAAGUUUAGUUGCUGCUCACGAUGAUCCACCUUUUUUAUGUUUUCAUUUCCUUAUUCUUUGUUUGUGUUUUGUGGGGGGAAAGGGUUGGCAGUACCUGUAUAAUGUGUCCAUGCUUCAGAGGACGUGUGCAACAGGCUGAAUGUACCUUCUUCUACACAUUACUACUACUACUACUACUUCAUGCCUCUAACCAUUUUUGUUUGCUCCCUUGUUAGAAGAAGUCAAUGAUUAGGCAUAAUUAUACCUUCAAUUAAUUAAAUGCCAAGCCUUAUUGUA
Messenger RNA from Siniperca chuatsi (mandarin fish), 2605 nucleotides. Its product is annotated as STAM-binding protein-like A. Gene Ontology annotation, cellular component: cleavage furrow; endosome. Gene Ontology annotation, biological process: protein K63-linked deubiquitination. The transcript has 11 exons. Gene Ontology annotation, molecular function: protein binding; K63-linked deubiquitinase activity; metal-dependent deubiquitinase activity. Lineage: Eukaryota; Metazoa; Chordata; Actinopteri; Centrarchiformes; Sinipercidae. The record is from RefSeq and is a predicted model, not a curated record. Bases 177 to 1529 code for a protein of 450 amino acids.